Molecule: messenger RNA, 3801 nt
Organism: Linum trigynum
Lineage: Eukaryota; Viridiplantae; Streptophyta; Magnoliopsida; Malpighiales; Linaceae
Source: the annotation of a GenBank genome assembly
CAUAUGAGAGAAAACCUUACUGAUCAAGUUGGAUUUCGACAUUUACCUGCAACAUAGUUAACAUCAGAAAGUAAAUUGAUUAUGUCUCAUACGUGGUGGCGGGUGGGGGACGGCGCGCCAAAUUUCGUCGGCGAUGGGCUGGUUCUGGACUCAAGUAGGCUGGGCCUCUGAAGUAUGGGCUGGCGAGAGAAAUGGAUCCCCGAGGCCUUAUGGUUUACGCUUUCCUUUUCCCCCGCCAGGCCAGCGGUAGUUUAUAGCCGGCCCUUCGGUUUACUGACCCGGAAAACGACCCGGACGAAGUACCUGGCUGCCGCCGCCGAACGUCUCUUUCUUUCCUCUUCUUUCUCUGCGGCCCGGAAAAACUCAGCUCAAAAUCGGCAGUCGGCUGCUCUCUGGAAGACAGUCUAAGCGAAGUGGAAUUUAAAGUAAGCAGCUUUGUUACUUUCAAGAGAAAGGGAAAAAUUAAAAAUCCCCUUUUGAUCUCUAGAGAAUCCAAUCAACAGAAUGAAGCGAGGAAGGUAAGAGAGAAUAAAGAAAACGGAAUGAACCAAAGGUAAGGGAGAUGAAUCUUUGCAACCGAAUCCCUGAAAAAAAAAAACCCAGAACCGAAUCCCUAAAACUUAAAAGCAGCGACAACAACAAACAGAAAUCUGAAAGAGGAAGAAUAACUUACGGCAAAACCAAUACCGAUCUAACGCUUAGAGAACGGAAAUCAAAGGUAGAUGCAAGCACAUAAAAGAACCAGAUGAUUGAGUCAAGGUUUGGUUUUCUCAAGGCCAAGAAACUUAUUCGAAUGAGGUGAAAGAGUGGAAGGAAGGGAAAUCGGAAAUAAAAAAUACAAAUUAAUACAAAUUAAAUGAGAACGUGGGCCUGGAAGGAGAAAAAAGUGGGUAGUAGAGAGUUUUUUAUACAAAUUAAAUGAGAACAUGGGCCUGGAAGGAGAAAAAAGUGGGUAGUGGAGAGUUUUUUUGUUCUGAAAUCAGGCAGGACUCUUUUUUUUUCCGCUUAACACUCUGCCACAUCAGCUUCCUAAAAUCACUCUAUGGACAGGAAAUCUUGAAUGGUGGUUGCAGUUUUACUUUUCAGCUAUAAAUUAUACUGUUGAUAAUCACUUUUGGAGAAAUACACAAAAUAACCAAUUACGUCCAAUAAUUUAACGGUGUGAGUUAACAAACUGAUUGGACUAAUAGAAAAACUGACUUGACGAUAUUUUAAUUAGUAAUAAUCCACAUUAAUUAAAUAAUAUUAAAUAAAGUAAUAAAGUUACUUAAAAAAAAGUAGGCGAAGAGCCCUAUCUCUUCCCUAUGUUUCCGCCACUUUCAACCCCCACACCCCGCCGACGUCGAAGGCCUACUUCUUCUUCCCGAUUUUUUUUUCAUUCUUCUUCUUCUUCUUCUUCUAGAUUUGUUUCUCACCAAUUCACUCCAAUUCCCAGACCCACAAUAGCAAUCUCCGUCAAAAUACUCAACAUUAACCAACCGAAAUCUUUGCCGCCACUGGGAAGCGCCGCCUCCUCUCGCCGUCACCAUCUCCUUCCAUUAUUUAUGCUACGCCCAAAUCUAUCCCAGUCGUGAUAUGAGAGCUACGAGUUGGGAAUAACGAGGGGGCUGAACAAAACCACCAGAUCUGGGCGGGUUUCAAAGAUGCGGCCGUUGGAAAUAGACAAUGAGCAGAGGGGACAAGCGAAUCGCUAGAGCCAAAGCAGUUGAUUUUGGAGACUUUCUUGAGGACGCAGAGGUCCUGGGUCUAGCACAUGGGCUCCUCGAUCUGCUUGGUGACUCUCGGUCUCCGCCACUAGUACUCGGCGGCAACGAACAGGGCAGGGUCAGAGGCGAUGCAGAAGAGCAGUGGGGUUUUUUAAAGCGGAUCUCGCCACCUGAUCGCUACUUGGAUCUGUAUCCAUACCAAACCUUGCCGCAUCCUCCUCCUCUGAAGUUAGAAACAGAAUCGGCCUGAUGAGAAGGAUUGGAUUGUGCUUCUAAAACAGUAGGGCACAAUCGGCAGGGGAUUUUUUGAAUUGGGGAUUUUUUGUUUGAAUGGGUUUGUGAAUAAGGGAUUUUCGAAGAAGAGAGGGUAACGGAGGCGAUUCUUCUUCUCGAUGAUUUUUCUGGAUUUAGGAGUCGUUUGAAAGUUGCGAUUGUUUUGUUGCGAUUGUUUUGUUGAGAUUGUUAUUAUGCAUGUAUUGUUUACAAUGCAUCAUUUUUUUGUUUUUUUUAAGAGAAACAAUACAUGGAUUGUUUCUAUGAUGUGACAGAAACUAUCACUCAUUUUGAGUGAUUGUUAUAUCUCAACUUUAAGUUGUGAUUGUUGAGAUAGUUGAGUUGAGAUUGUUUUGUCUCAGCUUUUAGCUGAUGCGACAUACACAAUCACACAUACCAAACGUUGUAUUCUACAAUGCAUCAAAUUCGACAAUACAUGUAUAAUAUUAUACAUGCAUUCUCAACAAUACAUAUAUUUAACAAUCGCAACUUCCAAACGACCCCUUAGUGGGGAAUAGAGGAAAUUGAAAAAUUAUUUAUUUUUAUAAAUCAAAAUGACGUGGCAAUGAUAUUGAUGACUUGUCGCUGACGCUUGGGGUGAUUUGGCAUCCUAGUAAGCCUAACGUUAACAUAACUGGCGGAGUUUCUAACACCGUCAAAAUUUGUAACGGAAAUGGCUAUAUUUGUCAUGAAAUUUUCAAAAUUUUGGCUAUUUUUUUGUAUUUCUCUAAAAGAGGCUAUUAUUGUCACAAGUACUAAAGUUUUGGCUAUACAAAUGUACUAGCCUAUAGCCCGGCCCGUUGGCCGCAUUUGUUUAAGGAAAUGGAGUUACAAUAUCUAUAAUGAUAGUGUCGAGAAAUGAGUCUUGUUUUAUAUUAUCAUAAGAUCGUUGCAAUUUUGCAAUUCGUUGAAGACGAACAUGUAAUAUGAAUGAACAUUCAUAAUAAGUUAGAAAUACAUUUGAAGAUUAGCUAAUCACAAUAAAAAUACUUACAUGAAAUUUUACUAAUCACAAAUCUAAUCUAGUUGAGUAUUACGACAAAUAACAUGCAAGUCCAAAAUAAGAAAACUCAAUACAUUGUCUCAUUGUUCAUGACAUGGUACUCAAUUCAACAAAGGCAAAAAUAAUUUCACCAAUACAAGUUCACAAUAACCAAAUGCAUCGUUCCAGGGACCGACUGUGACCAUGACUUCAAAUGUCUGUUCUCCAAGCAUGUUCAGAAGGGCCAUAUAGUCAGCAUUGACAACAUCUGCAAGACUGAAUACAGAUUCAACAAUCGUUCGUAACUGUGAUGAUGGGAAGACGAUGUCAACACCAAUGAAUUCGUCCUCAAUUGUGAGGUGGACGAAAUGGAUUCUGGAUGCAGGGGACCAGGACGUCGUCAAAUUCGUUACACGUCCGGAUAACAAAAAAGAGGUGCCCUGAUGUAGACACAGAAACGAAUAUUGUCAAAGCAAAUCGAUAAAAUGCAGCAUGCCACAAAAGGCGUACGAUUAAAAAGAAAUUUAUUUGUUUAGUUAUCUGAUUUUCGACAUCCACUUGCAACAUAAUGAGAUCGAUGGUGUCGGCACGCUCACAAAUUUCAAGAGCAUCAUCAUAUUGCAGAUUAGCAAUAAAACCAUGGGGAAGCCUAUAUAUUGGACUGUAAGUUUUGGCAUUAAGUAGUGAAAAAGAAUCGAAAUUACAUGAUGUAGUAUUUGUUGGAUGCAUGAGCAGUACUUACUGAUUGAAUUGAGGCAGGCCCGCCAUAUUGAAUACAAUUCGCACGGUCAAUGGAACCGAAGUGUUUUGUAUGGGAAGUAGUAAACGGAAAUUGUAACA